Messenger RNA from Anopheles funestus (African malaria mosquito), 1180 nucleotides. RefSeq names its product thioredoxin-like protein 1 (gene Txl). The coding region runs from base 134 to 994 and encodes 286 amino acids. NCBI's taxonomy places the organism in Eukaryota, Metazoa, Arthropoda, Insecta, Diptera, Culicidae. The transcript has 3 exons. The record is from RefSeq and is a predicted model, not a curated record.
UCGUCGUCGCGCUUUGUUGCUGAAAAAAGAACUUCACCGGGCGUUAAACAAUUCCGUUAGGUAUUUGGUGGACAUCUUCUCCACUUAAGUUUGUUUCGACUGAUUUCGAGACUACCCGUGCAGUUGCCACAGCAUGGCGGUAAAGUCCAUUAACGACGAGGGACAUUUCCAGGCGGAACUGUCGGCCGCUGGUGGUAAGCUUGUGGUUGUUGAUUUCACAGCGACCUGGUGCGGCCCGUGCCGCAAUAUUGCCCCGUUGUUUGAGCAGUUGCCGGGCAAGUAUCCGAAAGCCGUGUUCCUUAAGGUAGACGUAGACAAAUGUGCCGAUACGGCAGCGACUCAGGGAGUUUCCGCGAUGCCAACAUUCAUCUUCUACCGUGCCAGGACCAAAAUUGAUCGACUACAGGGAGCAGAUAUAAAUGGGCUCGAGGCAAAAAUACAGAAACAUUAUGCGGCUAGUGCAGAUGAAUCCGGAGAGGACUACGGUCAGGGAAUGCUGGAUCUAAACACCUUUAUCCAGAAGAACCAGUGCGAGUGCUUGAACGAAGCGGAUGAUCAUCCUUGGACGAACGCGCUUACCGCGACUGGGGGCCAUUUAGCGUCCGACUGUGACGAGCAGCUCAUCAUAUCGAUUACCUUCAACCAGGUGAUAAAGUUGCACUCGCUGAAAAUCAAAGCACCUCCGACACACGGGCCUAAGAACAUCAAGCUGUUCAUUAAUCAACCACGUACACUCGACUUUGAUAUGGCCGACUCGUACGUUUCGGUUCAGGAUCUGGAAAUUGACCCGAAGGAUUUAGAAACUGGCAAUCCCAUCAAGCUGCGAUUUGUCAAGUUCCAAAACGUACAGAACAUUCAGCUGUUCGUGAAGGAUAACCAGUCGGGUGGCGAGACGACAAUCAUUGACCAUCUGGCCUUUAUCGGACAGCCGAUAGCGACGACGAAGAUGGACGAUUUUCAGCGUGUGGCCGGAAAGAAGGGCGAAAGCCACUGAACGAGUUUACCGCAGAAACAAAUGCGGUGUGUGAUCGGUCUCGGAUAUAGAACAAAUCCUGCCCGCAGAACACGAGUGUUAUGAUGGUAUCGUUCGUCGACAUGCAAAGACGACUGACCUGUUUGCAAUUCUUUUCUCAUGAAUCGGAACUAUCAUUUAAUAAAAAAAAAUAACACAAACUUAUAA